AUGAGUGCAGCUGAUCUCUUGGAAAAUGAUUUAAGAGCUCUUGCAAAUGAAGCUAAAAAGCGUCAAUCAGGCAUAAAAGAAACUGUUGAGCGUGCAAUAGGAGCUCUCCGCCAAUCACCUAAUGUCCCAAUCGACCCAAUUUUAAAAGCAAUUGAAUCUGUACGAGGGUCAGCUUUACCCAAGUUGCAAGUCCAAGCAAUCGGAAUCCUUCAAAGACUGCUAAAUUUUCAAAUCCUUGACAGCAUCUCAAUCCUCUCUGCAUUAGAAUUCCUCUCCAAUGUAGGCCAAGAGACUUCUGAUGAGUCAGUUCAACUCCGAACUUUGCAGACCCUUAUGCUUGUUUUAAAUCCUCAACAUAUAAUUUUGACUGAAGAUUUAUGCCUUUUUGAUUUUUAUUCAUAAAUUUAUUAUACUAUUGAAAAAAAUUCUUAUUUAGCGCAAAAAGUAAGCUCUUUCAGGUUAAAUUUAAACUAAAAUAAAUUUUUUAUAAUAAUUUGCUAUUAAGAUCGUGUUUUAGUCUUUAAAUAUAUCAUCAAUUUACUACUGCAUAUAAUUUCCAACAUAUGAAAACUCUGUAUAGUCUUAGAAAAUUCCCGAUCAAACCUGGUCAAAAAUACAGCAUCUGCCACAUUGCGACAAUUAAUCAACGUUUCCUUUGAUAAGCUAACACUCUGUGCUUCAGCCUCACAAGAAGAAAGAAAAGAAAGCUUUGAGACAAAAUCAAUAUUUGAAAGCUCAUUAAAGUUAUUCAGAAAUAUCACAGAAUUAGCAGGAGGAAGCCAUAAACUUUGAAAUGGAGACCCUCAAAAAAUGAGAAGUGAAGGAAUUGGCCUGAUGGUCGGAGUUUUGGAGUUUUCUAAAGAAUCAUUUAAAAAACUGCCAGAAUUUUUGAAGAUUUUGGAACAUGUUUCAGGUAGCUGGCUUCAAAAUUAUUUAGUUGAAGAUAUUGACGAAAGCAUUGGAGGGAAAAGUAUCAGAUGUGCCGUAUUAGUCGUAGAUAUAACAGGGCAAGGCUUUGAUAUGAUAGGAUCUAUUGCAAAGCUGGCUGAAAACAGAAGGAUUCAAGAGUGGCAGCAAUUAGCAUGCUUAGAAGCUUUAUCAAAUAUAACAAGCAAUGCAAGUUUAUUGAAAAAAAUAUUCGAGCAAGGUAAUUUGUAUACAAAAAUCCUUGACACGUUGAGCAGAGUCAGCCAUGAAACUUUUGCUAGAAAUAAUGACCCAAAUUUGUCUGGAAAUUUGAAAGCGAAAAUAAAGCUUAUUGCUGAUAUCACUAAUAAGUGGGUGGAUUCCCUAUCAAUGCUAACAGAAAAAAGUGGGGUUACCUUAGGAGAAAUGACUCAGUUUCCCUUGCUUCCUGAACAAAUCAUUGUAGAAGGAAUGCUAUCUGCAUUAUGAAAACCACUAUUGCCUAUACUAAGUAUUAUGGUCUCUAACUGUACAGAUGAGUCAUUAUUGCAGCUAAUGCUUAACAGCUAUCAGUCUCUUAUCAACAUCUCAGGGACUUUAAACCUUUCUCAAGCUAGAGAAGCCUUUUUAGCUUCACUUUCUCAAUUUUGUUUGCCAGCUCCAAACACCCCACUGUCUUUUAAAAACAUUUACACAUGCAAAACUCUAUUUAAUAUAACUCACUGCCUCGGCUGCAUUUUAGACGUAAAAGCGUGGCAUCGAGUCCUAGAUACUCUGCAUAAGCUUGACUUUAUAUUAAAUACCUCCACUAAGUCAGACGACGCAAACCACACCAGUGAUAUACAAAUUUUAGGCUCAGCCUUAGAAAGUUUGUUUUCCAAUACCCACAUUUGGCCAGAUUCCACACUUUUAGACCUUGUUUCAGCGCUUGGACAAUUGACAUUGGAGUUUAUGGAAACAUUAGCGACAUCUGAGAAAAAAUUAAACGGGAUGAAAGUUUUUGGCUUGGAAAAAAUGAUUGUGGUCGCACAGACAAAUUUAAAUAGAAUUACUUUAUUUUGGGAAAAUCUUGCUGCAUAUUUAGACUGCAUUUGCAAUUCAAAGUAUGCUGAUAUUAGAGUUAUGGGCAUUAAUUCACUAUCAAGAAUUCUUAUAAAGGUCUUUAAGCAUUUCGUAGACUAUCCUCCACCGCCAGAGCUAGAAAAAUGGAAAAACUGGCAGAGAACGCUUUUCCUCAGCUUACAUGAUCUUUCAGGCUCUGGUUUUGCAGACACCCAAGAAGCAGUUUUUCAAGCCCUUUUUAGUAUUUUGCAGUCCUGUGGAGGCCAACUUGACAAAACUGGCUGGGGGAUGCUACUUUUUAUCCUAUCAAGACUUGAUGUAAACACCCAAGCUGCAAUAGGCUUUAAAUGUUUGCAGCUUAUUGUAAACGAUUUCUUGCAGAACGAAAAUCUUCUGCCUUCCUUAGAAAAGCUUAUUUCUUGUAUAUCAAAAUUUGCAUACCAGUCUGGAGAUAUAAACCAAGCUAUUUCUGCUGUAGGGAUGUAUUGAAAUGUUGCAGAUUAUUUAGGAAGGGUUGGUAGAGACGAAGAAAACUUGUGGUGGCUUAUAUUAGGAGAGCUUAAAGUACUUGGUGAAGAUUCCAGGCCUGAGGUGAGGCAUUCCGCUAUUCAUUCUUUACAUGUAGCAUUAACUACGCAUGGAGCUUGUCUAUCGUCGACUGCAUGGCAGCGGCUGAUGCAUGAUAUUAUUUUAAGCCUUUUACAAAGGAUUUCUACUACUUACUUUCAACACGCUACAAUUACCCAAGAAGUCCCUAUUCUUGAACAGCCUGCAUUUGGUACCACAAAAGAUGGAGCUGAGCAGCCUUCACGACCUGGCAAGAAAAAGCUGCAAAUUGCUAUCCCUACAGACCUAGCCCAUCCUAUAGUUAGUGAAACCCCUAAAUUUGCAGGAAAAAGUGAAAAUCAGUUAUUAAAAGGUGAUAAAAUCAUUGUCCAUCAUUCAAGAGACACAUUAGAAAAACAAUGAGAAGAAACCUACCAUAUUUUCACCCAAAAUCUUGGAAAACUAUUCAGAACCUAUCUAGCGAAUUUAGAAAGAAAUGAAGAAAAAGUGCUAGAGCAGGCCAGCGUCAAAAAAAAUUGGGACGUGCUUAUAUUAAGGCUUAAAGAAGGAAUCCAUAAUGGGACAACCAAUAUAAUAACAGCUGUGCUAAAAGCUGUAAGAGAACUCCUAAGCUGCAGCAAAGUAAGCGAACUAUUUUUCGCCAAAUGAAGCUCCAGCUGAGAAAUCUUUACAACUUUGUCAAACAGGCUUCAGGUUUCUAAAAUAAAUAUCCCUACAAAAUUAAUUUCCAUUAUCCUUGAAGAUUUAACACAAAUUUAUUCGUCAAAAAGCCAAGAACCUUUCCAAGAAAAAUGCUUGACAAAUUUAUUUAUUUUAUUAAAUUCUUUACUAGAAGCCAGCAAAUUUGAAGCCACUUUGUCAAACUGUAGGCUGCUGCCUGAGCAGCGAGAAGUUUUUGAUUUUAUUGAUAAAUUAUCAGAAACUUUAAUAGUGAAUGAUAUCUCUUUGACGUCUUAUUUGUAUUUUAUACUGAGGUUCUGCAAGUAUGAUAACCAAGAUUCCCAUUCAGACGCAGUUUGUAGAAAAGCUAUGUUGGUUUUGCAAAAUAUUGCGGCGAAAGAAUAUUCUUGCCUAAUUCCUGUAAUUGUAGAAAUUCUAAAGACAUAUCAGAAUUUAUUGACACUGCGCUUCUCAAAUGAAGCUAUUCUGCUGAUGAAUGUUACCUGUAAAGGAGCUCAGCCACUUUGGUAUGUAGUUGGAGAAAGCUUUUUAGAGCUGCUGCCUUUCAUUAUGAAACUAGACUGUUGGGAAUUAAUGCUAGACGUUCUUGAACAUUUACUUAAUCCCAGCGAAAGAACCAUUUCUCAGCUCAGCAAAAUAAACUUACUCCCCCCCCCCCUCCGUGAGCGAACAAAAAAAUUUUGUUCGCUCACGGAGGGGGGGUUAAUUUUUUUUUUUAAAAAAAAAUUAUAUAUAAAUUUUAUAAAAAAUAUUUUUUUCGAAAUUUAAAAAAAUCCUAAUUUGCAAAAAUUGGGAAGCAAAUAUUAAUUUAAUUUGCAAAAUUUAUGUUUUAAAACGCAAUUUGUUUAAAAUUAAACAGAAUUAGCUCUAGAUUUCAUUAUACUAAUUAUCACUUUAUAUAUCAAAAUUUUUUUCCAUUAAAAUUUUUUCUAUUAAAAAAAUUUUUGUUCACUCACGGAGGGUGGGUUUUUGGUCAAAAAAAAUGGCGAUUUUUCUAAUGGUUUUGUUCGCUCACGGAGGGGGGGGGGGGGGUUAGAAGAAAUUGUCAGACUUGGUGAAUCCCUAGACAUAAAAAUAAUGGAAUUCGUCAAAAAAAGCAUGAUACCAGCCUCAAUGCAUCUGCAGCCACAAAUUCAAUGGAAGCUUGUAUCUUUAUUAGACGCGUGCUGCGAUAACUACUACAGAGCUUUCCAUUCUCAAGAAUUAUCAUUCCAAAACUCAUUGAGCUCUGUAUGCUUGUCUGGGCUAUUUGACUUAUCAAGAUCAAGACCAGCCACACAAGAAGAAGACGAGAAGAAAUCAGUCGCUGAAGAGCCUUUGAACUUAAAAAUAGCUAAAAGAAUUACUCCAGUUUUAAUUUCAAGAUGUAAAGAUUUGUUAAAAAGAUUUGCAAAUGAGGAAAGAAUGAUGGGGCAAAUGCCACUGCCGAAAGGAAGACUUGUUGAGCUCCUAGAAGUACUCCAAGCUCUUAAAAAGCUGGAAAUUCCACAAGGAGUUUUGUCACGUCCUGGUCCGAAGUCUCAUUUAAUUGAGCUCUUCCCACAGCUCUGUGAGCUUAUUACCGCGAAGGAAGCCGAAAUAAAAGAAGCAUUGAAACAGAUUUUCCUUGAAGUUGCAAGACAUAUGUAG
Molecule: messenger RNA, 4845 nt
Organism: Blepharisma stoltei
Lineage: Eukaryota; Ciliophora; Heterotrichea; Heterotrichida; Blepharismidae
Source: the annotation of a GenBank genome assembly